AUGGACGACACUGAACGACGCACCGCCAAGCGCUCGCGCUUUGACCAGACUGAAGCUGAGCCCAAGAGAGUCUCAAGAUUCGAUCGGCGUUCACGUUCUCCCCCUGCACGGAAGCCCACCACCGAUUCUAGACGCAGUAGAAGUCCUAUUGCAAGAGCAUCCGAUAGCCCAGCUCCAGCUCCAGAUGCCGCAAAGAAAGGUGGUGCUGAUCCUGCCGCUGCUGCUGCUGCCGCCGCUGCGAGGAUUAAUGCCCACAUCCAAGCAAAGAAGGGUAUUCAGCAUGUCGAUGUUCCCCCUAUUCGAUCGACCGAAAGCCCAGCAGCCGGAAAAUCAGCUUCUCCAGGCGCAUCCGGCGCAGGCAAUAGCGCAAGCACAAUAAAUGGUGAGAUGUACAUUGCCGACGGCGACUACAUCAGAGACAUUGAAGUCAACGACCUUCGCAACCGUUACACACUGACCAAAGGUUCUACGCAAAAGAUGAUUAAAGAAGAAACCGGAGCUGAUGUCACCACGCGUGGAAAUUACUACCCAGAUCGAAACAUGGCAACGUCGACGAACCCGCCCCUGUAUCUCCACGUUACGAGUACCACGAAAAAAGGCCUCGAGCAGGCGGUCGAAAAGAUCGAAGAACUGAUGCAGCAGGAACUUCCCAACCUAGUCGACGAGCGACGAUUCCGCCGACGAGAGCCAGAUCAAGUCGAGAGAGACGAAUUUGGCAGACGCAAAUGGCCCGAGGAAAGAAUUCCGAUAGACUUUGACCCAAUUCCUGGCUUCAAUCUUCGUGCUCAAGUUGUUGGUCACGGGGGUGCCUAUGUCAAGCAUAUCCAACAAGAGACUAGGUGUCGUGUCCAAAUCAAGGGCCGUGGAUCUGGCUUCAUGGAGCAUGGGACUGGGCGUGAGAGUGACGAAGAUAUGUAUUUGCAUGUUGCGGGACCUGAUCCAAACGAGGUUCAAAAGGCCAAGGAGCUUUGCGAGGAUUUGUUGAAGAACGUCAGAGAGCAGUAUGAAGAAUUCAAAAACCGACCACCCCCACAACGUGGCUAUGGUGCCCCUAGCACUGGUUAUGGAGGAGAGCGUGGCUAUGGUGAUCGUGCUCCUGAUAGAUCAAACUCUUAUGGUGGUGGCUACGGAGGAGGCGGUUACAACAAUUCUCCCGCUCCCAACACUCCAAGUGGCGUCAUGAGUCCAACAACCCCAGCCGCACCUGGCGCUGGCAGUCCAACAGCCGGAGCCGAUUAUGCCGCUCAGUAUGCUCAGUACUAUGGUGCUGGUGCAGAUCCAUACGCAGCUUAUGGUGGCUACGCAGCCUACGCACAAUAUUACCAACAGUAUAUGGCUGCGGCUGCUGCUCAACAGCAACAGUCACCUCCACCUGGCGCUCCUAGCUCUGCCCCACCUCCACCUCCGUCAGAAGCACCUCCUCCACCGCCAGGAUCGGCUCCAGGGACUGGUGGCUACAAUGCUGUACCUCCUCCACCGGGCAUGUGA
This is a messenger RNA of Lachnellula hyalina, 1488 nucleotides long. RefSeq lists its product as uncharacterized. The transcript has 8 exons. Lineage: Eukaryota; Fungi; Ascomycota; Leotiomycetes; Helotiales; Lachnaceae. The coding region runs from base 1 to 1488 and encodes 495 amino acids. Gene Ontology annotation, cellular component: nucleus. The record is from RefSeq and is a predicted model, not a curated record. Gene Ontology annotation, molecular function: RNA binding.